CAUGGUUCCAUGUUUUCAUUUUCUUGUUUAAUGCACGUUUUUUCGUUUAAUUUUUUAUUGAAUCGCGUUCGGAUUUAGUGGAUUAUAAUUUUUCUUCAUCUUAUUUGGCGGUGCUAUUGAUAAUGUCAAACUGAUAAUGGCGGACGAUUUUGACAUAGAAGCAUUGCUUGAAGCCCCUUAUAACAAAAAAGAACCAGAAACUCUACCGAAAGACAGUAACGGAACUGAAGAGAAAUCUCGUAAAGAAAAGUCUCAUAAAAGUCGCCAUCGCUCUAAAUCUCAGUCUCGGGAUAAAUCUCGAAAACGAAGUCGUUCUAAAGAUCGUAAACAUAGACAUAAGAGUCGUUCAAAAGAUAGGCAUCGUAGUCGUUCUAGAGAUCGACAUUCACGUCGACGGUCUAAAGACAAGCGUACUCGAUCCAGAUCUCCUGUUAAACUACCCAAGUAUGGACCGCCUUUACCCCCACCUCGAUAUGGUAGAAAACAAUCCCCUUUAGCGUCUAAAGUGCCACCAGCUAGUAUGUUAACUCCAGAAGAAAGAGAUGCUAGAACUGUAUUUUGUAUGCAACUCUCGAAAACUAUUCGAGCAAGAGAUUUAGAAGAAUUUUUUUCGUCAGUUGGCAAAGUAAGAGAUGUUAGAAUGAUAACAUGUAAUAAAACUCGACGGUUUAAAGGGAUUGCUUAUAUAGAAUUCAAAGAUCCUGAAUCUGUGCCUUUAGCUAUGGGUUUAAAUGGGCAAAAACUUCUUGGCGUUCCUAUUGUUGUACAACCCACUCAAGCAGAAAAAAAUCGAAUGGCUAAUUCUAUGCCUAACAUGGUACAGCGAACUCAUUAUGGACCUAUGAAACUGUACGUAGGUUCCUUGCAUUAUAAUAUCACGGAAGAUAUGUUAAGAGGUAUUUUUGAACCAUUUGGUCAUGUGGAUAAUAUUCAGUUGAUGAUGGAUACUGAAACUGGAAGAUCCAAAGGAUACGGCUUUCUAACAUAUCGCAACGCGGAAGAUGCCAAAAAAGCACUUGAACAUUUAAAUGGAUUUGAAAUUGCUGGACGUCCUAUGAAAGUCGGACAUGUAACAGAAAAUCAUUCUAUGUAUGAUAAAACUGCGUUUGAAGUCGAUGAAUUAGAUAGAGCUGGGUAUGAUUUAGGAGCUACGGGUAGAUUACAACUUAUGUAUAAAUUAGCAGAAGGUACUGGAUUCCCAAUUCCUCAAGCUGCUGCUAAUGCUCUACAAGUUGCCUCUGGUGUGACACCUGCACCAGCGGCACCCGCUGCCCAAGUGACGCCUCUUAUCGCCACUCAAUGCUUUUUACUGGCUAACAUGUUUGAUCCAAACAAAGAAGACAUGGCUGAAAACACUACUUGGGAAAAUGAAAUUAGGGAUGACGUUAUUGAAGAGUGUAACAAACAUGGUGGGGUAUUACAUGCGUACGUGGAUAAAGCAUCACCACAGGGCAAUGUCUAUGUCAAAUGUACAACAAUCGAAACUGCUCUUGCAUCUGUUGCGGCUUUGCAUGGAAGGUGGUUUGGUGGAAGGGUUAUCACUGCGGCAUAUGUACCUGUAGCAAACUAUCACAAUUUGUUUCCAGAAGCUUCUUCACUUACAAAACUGUUGGUACCAACUAGAAGUAAAAAUUAAAUAUAGAUAUGCGACAAUUAUUUUUUAAUUUUUUUUUUUUUUUUUAAUUUAAAUCGACAAAUUUAGCAUUGUUACAUUAUUUUCUACACUUAAUUUAAAUAACCUGCCUCAAUAAUUUUUCAAAUUAUCCUUUAUAGAAGGGAAUAAUUCAUAAGUACCCUAAAUAAAUAUUACUACCAUCAUUAAAAAAUACUACAAGAAAUAUAUAAAUUUUCUAAAAAUCCACCAUUUUUCCUAGACGAUGUGACUAAUAUCAGUAGUUGAAACACUAUUUUAUUUAUGGUCGGGUUAAAGUGUUAAAAUAAGUAUUUAGGUUUCAGUUUUAAAAAAUAUAUAUUUAUAUAUUUCUUUUUUUAUUUAAUAUUUAUAUAUAUAUAUAUAAUUUUUUUGUGUAUUUACAUCUGAUUUAAUUAAUUUCAUUAGUUGGCACAGUAUGUUAAACGUUUAAUUUUUUUUUUUUCUAGUGCACUAAUAAUUGUCAAAUAAUCUUGUAUUGAUUUAUUUGUAAUAUAUUAUACAACUAUAUAAAAAUAGUUGUUACUAUUUUCUAUUCAUCCUAGGUCAAUGAUGAUGUUACCUAUUCUGAUUUAUAAAUAUACUUAUGAAUUGAUAUAACCCUAUUACAAAAUAUUUUUAUAUUUUAAUAAAAUAUAACCCGUAUUCAAUACAAAAAACCUUUCUAAUGUGGAAGGUUUCCUAUAUGAUUUAAUGGUAGUAGAAACUAUAGAAAGUGUACAUAUUCAAAUUACCAAUGUAUAAAAUCUUAUUUUGACAUUGUAACCAUGUAUUAUAUUAAGUGAAAUGGAACAUCCAAAAACCGGAUGUGAAAUAUUUGAUUAUGUAUGAAUAAACUAUUUUCUUAAUUUAUAA
Molecule: messenger RNA, 2506 nt
Organism: Adelges cooleyi (spruce gall adelgid)
Lineage: Eukaryota; Metazoa; Arthropoda; Insecta; Hemiptera; Adelgidae
Gene: Caper
Product: RNA-binding protein 39
Exons: 2
Coding region: 137-1636 (499 amino acids)
Biological process (GO): mRNA processing
Cellular component (GO): nucleus
Molecular function (GO): RNA binding
Source: RefSeq, a predicted model, not a curated record